GGCACCCCAUUCCAGGCCUCUGUCUCCCGCACCCUAUCCUUCACAGCUUGUGCUCUACCGGACUGGAGAUUUCCAAAGCCCGACUCAAUCCCUCCCCAGUUCAGAUCCUUUGCUGCUUUGGGUGGAAGGCUCGUCGCUGCGUUAAAAGGCAGGAGCGGAGAAAGUUAGAAAGUUGCAUUUAAACUUUAGGAGUUGCGCCACGGCAGUCUCCUGGAGAAAGCUCCGCCGAGUGGGACAGAUUCUUUGCAACUUGGAGGCGCCGGGCGUGGAGAGGAGGCGGCGCGCGGGGCGGGGGCGCGCGGGGCCGGGGUGCAGGCGGGGACGCGGGGUGACGCGGCCCCGGGCCGCUCUACACACAGGGGCUUUCUCGGCUUCAGGCAGAGUCCGGCUGCACUGGGCUGGGAGCCCGGCGGGACACUGACCGGAAGGCUGGCAGCCCGCGGACGAGCCGCGCUGGGGGGCCGAGGCCGGGGUCGGGGCCGGGGAGCCCCGAGAGCUGCUGCAACGGGGUCCCGGGGCCGCGGAGGAGCCAUGGCUGCCGGCGGCAUCACCUCGCUUCCCGCACUGCCGGAGGACAGCGGCGCCGCCUUCCCACCGGGCCACUUCAAGGACCCCAAGCGGCUCUACUGCAAGAACGGUGGCUUCUUCCUGCGCAUCCAUCCCGACGGCCGCGUGGACGGCGUCCGCGAGAAGAGCGACCCACACGUCAAACUACAACUCCAAGCAGAAGAGAGAGGAGUUGUGUCUAUCAAGGGAGUGUGUGCAAACCGGUACCUUGCUAUGAAGGAAGAUGGACGGCUGCUGGCUUCUAAGUGCGUUACAGAAGAGUGUUUCUUCUUUGAACGACUUGAAUCUAAUAACUAUAAUACUUACCGGUCACGGAAAUACUCCAGUUGGUAUGUGGCUCUGAAACGAACUGGGCAGUAUAAACUCGGAUCCAAAACGGGACCUGGACAGAAGGCCAUACUGUUUCUUCCAAUGUCUGCUAAGAGCUGACUCACUUUAGACACUGUCACUGAGAGAAAACAAAGGAAUGUAUACAGCCAAGUUUGGAUGUCUUUUAUGUAAUAAUAAGACACUUAACCAUUACCUCAGUCAAGAAAAACAAGUUUUGGAAAAUAUUUAGACUUUCCCAUUUUAUAUAGCUUUGGUUGUGACCCAGUGAGAAUUAGAGCUAUGAUCUUGUUGACGUAUUUCCUUUAUUUGAAAAGAGGAUUUAAAAAUACGUACAUUUAUGGAUUUCUGCCGCGGACAUCAUGUAUGUAAGAAAACUGGUACCGGGUAUGAAUGUUGGCAUUCAGUCUGUCCCCACCGUGGCUCUGUACCUCUCUGGCAGUUCCCUGUGAUAGAGUUUGUAGAACAGGCCUGUGUACACUGCAGGGAAUUCCUCCAUGCUGAGGUCAAUUUUGUCAAACCCUUCCCUGAGUCCAUACAGCAGUAGCCUAGCCACCCUGCUAGUGAUGGGUGUCGUGUGUUUAGUCCGGGCCAGGUUUUCUAGAUCAAUCCAUUCACACUUCAAGCAUUCCUGCUGGCAGAAGUUGAUGGUGAAGGAACACGGCUGCAGGCGGCAGACCAGGUACAUGUCUGACAUCCCGAAGGCCCCAGGGCUCCUGUGUUGCUGCCUGAUGCUCAACAGGGACCUGAAUUCUGACUUGACACCAGUCUCUUCAAAAACCUCUCGGACUGCUGUGUCUGCUAUAUGAAAAAGAGAGAGAAAAAAAAAAGGUUUCAUUCUUAGAGAU
Messenger RNA from Grammomys surdaster, 1742 nucleotides. It is a transcript of the gene Fgf2, whose product is annotated as fibroblast growth factor 2. Gene Ontology annotation, cellular component: cytoplasm. NCBI's taxonomy places the organism in Eukaryota, Metazoa, Chordata, Mammalia, Rodentia, Muridae. Gene Ontology annotation, molecular function: growth factor activity; fibroblast growth factor receptor binding. Bases 532 to 996 code for a protein of 154 amino acids. The transcript has 3 exons. Gene Ontology annotation, biological process: positive regulation of gene expression; cell differentiation; animal organ morphogenesis. The record is from RefSeq and is a predicted model, not a curated record.